Cryptotermes secundus is the source of this 7304-nucleotide messenger RNA. It is a transcript of the gene Wdr81, whose product is annotated as WD repeat-containing protein 81. Gene Ontology annotation, molecular function: protein binding; phosphatidylinositol 3-kinase regulator activity. Gene Ontology annotation, cellular component: mitochondrion. NCBI's taxonomy places the organism in Eukaryota, Metazoa, Arthropoda, Insecta, Blattodea, Kalotermitidae. The transcript is spliced from 23 exons. Gene Ontology annotation, biological process: aggrephagy. The record is from RefSeq and is a predicted model, not a curated record. The coding region runs from base 333 to 6785 and encodes 2150 amino acids.
UUAUAUUAGCACAGCGAAAAGGAUUAAGGGUUACGAUAGGUUAGAAUAGAAGAAUAAUUAGCUUAUCUACUUUGUUUUUCUCAGCGCGGUUAUGUCUCUUUGGUGCGGAAUAUCGAAAAACAGAUGAAAAAAUGUUUGACAUGACGCUGGAAAGUUUGUCAGUUCUUCGUUAACCAUUAUUAUAAUAUCCUAACCUCAAAUCAAACUGUCACAUAAGUUGGUAUCUAUGGCAGACCUACCAUUUAAAUUGAACGUUGAAUGUCAUGGUUAACGAAGAAGGCCUUGUUGUUUAUAAUAACAAGAUAAUCUAGUCCAGAGUAAUAUAUUAUUCGAUGGAUACCUUGGAUUUAGUAGCAGAAGAGUUAGGGAUUCCUCCAAGGUAUAUUAAAACUACAACCUCGAAGGAUAGAGUGGUUAUAGUCGUCCAUAAAACCUGGCUAAAGUCAUUGUUGAGAACUCAUCAGAUUCCAGAAUUUAUUUAUCAUGAAUCACUUAGUCCAGAUGAGGUAGAAGCAUGGUUACACCAGGGAGAAGAGCUUGGCCACUCAUGGCAGAGGCUUUUUGUCAGAGUUUUACUAAAGCACAAUAAAAAGGUUAUUCCUUUGCCCCGAGCUAGAGCUGUUUCAUCAAGAGUUGAACCUGAACUUACUUUUUCUCAGUUACUCCAUUAUGUAUCACAAACCAAUCACAAGAAUCUUUGGAAAGAGGCUUUCAAGAAAUACCUCAAUGGAAACAUGUCUGCUGAUGGGAAAGGACUCCCGCAUAUCAGCCUUGUUAAGUAUGAUACAGUGGUGCAAGAUAUCAUCACUCGUACGUUUGGCUGUCCGAUAAUAAACAUGAAUCACAGUAUCAAUGACACAGCUUCCGCUGAUGUGAAAGUGAAAGUGUAUGAGGCCCACUAUAAUGUUUUGCCAGCCAUGUGUGCACUGGAAAUGGACACUUGCUUUCUUGUCAUUCAGCAACCUUAUAUCUGCCAUACACUCCAAGACUGUGUAACCUUCAGUCCAGCCAUGUUGGGUACUUCUCAUGCUAAGCCUUUGUUUAUUAUCUAUCAGCUUCUUCAGGCCAUGAGGACCAUGCAUGACCGUGGGUUAGUGCUUGGAGAUGUUAUCCUGAAUGACAUUUUGGUGACAGAGAAUUUAUGGAUCCAGAUAAUGCCACAGCUGGAAGACAAUAUUCAUGAGAAACCAAAGACUGACAGAAAUAAAACAUCAAUCAAUUCCAUGACAACAUUUUCCAAGACAAGGGACCAAACCAAAGAAGCUGAAGAGGAACUCGAGGAGGAGGAGGAGGAGGAGGAAGAAGAGGAAGGGGAAGAUGAUGACUUGGAUGAUAUAUUAAAAGUAAAGAAGUUCAGUUAUUUAAAAUCUUCUUUUAACAGGCAUCUAAGUGAAUUAAAUACUCAUUCCUCUCCCAUGAUAUCACUGAACCAUACACAAGAGUUAUUAUCUGUAGAGUGCCAGAAUUUAACUCCUUCCUUAUACAUUGACAGACAUUCCAAGGUUGAACCAGAAACAAGAUGGAGCAAUUCAAAUAGUUUUCACAAGGACACAAAGACCUUAAAUGACAUUCGAAGCAGCUACCUGAGGACCCUUGGUGUUAUUCCAGGAAAUCACAGAUUUUCUAAGAACAGAUUACAAGAUAGUGAAAUAAAGGGUUGUUGUAGUGGAGCUGAUAUCAACGAAGUGACAGAUUUGGAACAGCUAUGCAAGAUGUGGGUGUAUGGUCAACUUUCCAACUUUGACUAUCUCACAGCUCUUAAUCGUCUUGCUGGUCGGAGGUUUGGCGACCCUACGUGUCAUCAUGUCAUGCCUUGGGUCACUGACUUUUCUUCACGUUCUGGGUUCAACUGGCGGGAUCUUUCAAGAUCUAAGUUCCGUCUUAAUAAAGGAGAUCGACAGUUAGAUCUGACAUAUGACACUGCUGCAGGAGCUUCUCAGGUUCCACAUCAUGUGUCAGAUGUUCUGUCUGAGAUAACCUACUAUGUAUACAUGUCACGUCGAACACCACGCUCAGUGCUGUGCAAGUAUGUCCGCACCAAUUGGGUGCCAGCUGAGUAUCCAUCAUCUGUUCAGCGCUUGCAGGAGUGGACGCCCGAUGAAUGCAUUCCAGAGUUCUUCACUGACCCUACAGUAUUUGAGUCUGUACAUGAAGAUUUACCAGAUCUUGAGAUUCCACUGUGGGCCUCAUCGAUACAGGACUUCAUUGACAAGCAUCGGGAAGCUCUGGAGAGUACCCAUGUGUCCGAGAGACUGCAUCACUGGAUAGAUCUCACAUUUGGCUACAAGUUGUCUGGAAAUGCUGCAGUGAAAUCCAAGAAUGUUUGUCUGCAGUUGGUAGACAGCCAUACAACACUGACCAAUACAGGAGUGGUUCAACUAUUUAUUCAACCACAUCCACAGAGAUGCAUGCCAUCACCUUUCUGGGGAAAGACACCUCCAAAACUCCACCCUCCUCCACAAGACAGAAAAAAACCAUCUGAACGUGUCAGUGAAGAUGAGGGUCACAGUUCAGGUUUUGAGGAAGAGGAAUCAGCAACAUCACAGGGACAGUCAAGAUCGUCACCACUUGCACUCACUCGUCUUCUCAGUCGAUCCCGCGGUUCCCUGCUGACUCCAUUUCCUUCACAGUCAGCAGAUGAAAGUGCAGUGAGGGAUCGGCCAAAUGAACAGCAGAAGUCUGGUGUAAGUGGUUGUGCAGCACCGACGAUUGUCCUGCCAAAGGAAUACAAUCCUGCAGCUGCUUUACAAGCUGUGGAGCAACUGCAUGGUUUCCUGAGCAAAACUUUGUAUUGUGAUUCCAAGUCACCACUCCAUCAGAGUCAGCAUCAGGUGGCAGCUGCCAGCAUUAACUACAAGCAAGUUGUUGCUGGACGUAGGAUUCGUGAAAUGCAGGUCUUGGGUUGUCUAGUUAUUGAGUUGUUCCUAGCACCAAAACUUCGACCUCUUGGAAAUAAUGGCUCAUUUUCUUUUGAUCAACGUCUAAGGACCUGUCUGUCAGUACUUGUUCGAUCUGGAGAAAGUCUGCCUCACUGUGUGCGACAAGCCAUUUCUCUUCUACUCCAAGUAGACUUGAAUCCAACAUUAUGCAGUGAGGAAGAGAAUCCCACAGCUGAAACAAGGGAAGAUGUAGCACAAAGCUCUGAAUCAUCCACAAGAGUCAUUCAGCCUUUCCGUUACCCUACUGUGACUCCUCAGGGCUUGCCUCCACCUUCUGCACAUCAGCUUCUUCAACCACUCAUCUCCUCAGCUGUUUUCCCCUUUCCACGUUACUUUACCAGAACAUACGCCCUGCUCCAAACACUGCAUGAGUAUUCAAACAUGACAAGAGAACUUAGUUUGGCGUGCUUUGUAAGUGAGGAUGAAAAUGCUUGUGUGAAAAGUGAGGCAGACAGUAAGAAAGUGAUAUUCCUUGCUAAGAUAAGUGAAUGUAAAGUGAAAACAGCAGCCAGAGAACUGUCAGCCCUUCUCCCACAAAUGCAUUCUGCCUCACCAGAAGGUCUAGACCUUAUACUACCUUAUGUGAGAGAGUUAUUGGAGGAUCCAUCAACUUCUGUUCUUGCAGCAUGGCAUUUAUUUGACCCAGUGGCAAAAGCAUUGGGACCUCAGAAAACAGCUACAACAUUACUAGAACCCAUAGUUAAACUUUAUGAUUAUGCAGCAAAUGAUGAUAAUGGCCUAGUUUCCUCAGAUGGAGGUAACAGACAUGUUAAAUUAUAUCAUCGCAGCUUCCUUCUUCAGCUGAUAGUUCGUCUUGGUCUUAGAGUAUUCCUUGACAACUUCACGGCUCCACUUGUGGAAGCUGUUGGUGGCUACAGGGAUCUUCCACAGUUAAACCAUAGUCAACUUCAUGACAGAUCAGAGUUUCGCCAUAAGGCCUCUCACCUCAAGAGUUGUGAACUGGAGGAAGGUGCCCAUGAAGGUGGAGGCAUUCUCUCACCUCUGGACGAAGACUCAUCAGCAGACUCAGAUCACAAUAACCCAAAUGGUAGUGUUGAGAGGAAAGAGAAGGAUAAAGGUGAAGAAGAAGAAGACUCUGAUGCAGAAAUUGAGCCAGAAGUGUUUGUGUUUGAGACAGAGGAGAAUGGCAAAUCAUCACCUGCAGGUGAGGAACAAGCUCCUUUGUAUCAUAUUAUGGAUCAUCUUGACCUAAAUUUGCCACAGAUAGCUGGAGAAAUGGAUGAUAACAGUUCUUUGGAAUUGCAAGGUGAUGAUGAUCCCAAUACCUUACCAGAAGAGGAAGUGGAUGAUGUAGAAACAGUUCAGGCUGAACAGUCUCCUCUUGGCAGUGAACCGAAGUCCCCUGGGCAUGGUAUGGCAACUGGUACCUCUUCUCAGAGGAGCAAAGACUUGGGAGGUGCUUUUGAAGCUGGGAGAAGUAACACAGAUAGUAGUUUCAUACAUGGAGAGGGGUGUAUACACAGGGAUGACAAGGCUCGAAAAUUAACGUCACAUUGCAAGGUAUCAGAUAUGAGUGUGGAUUCUGUUGUGUGGCUGUCCCAUCGUUUGGGACCUGUUCUCACAGCACGUCAUCUGUCUCGGAAUCUGCUACGCAUGUUGACACUCUGCUACCUAGGUCGGGAAAAUCUUUCUCCUCCGCUGUCUGAUGAGAAUGCUUGCCAGGAUAAUCUUGAUGUUCCCACAAUUAGUAUCUACAAAGGAGCAGUAAUUGGAGACCAAAAUGCAAUCAAAGUAUUGGAAUGCCUUGCCUCAAUUGCAGCCUUGUAUGGGGAGCAGUUGAUUCUGUUGCAGUAUUUGCCCCACAUUGGAGAAUUGAUUGCACUUUGCAAGAGGAAGUUGACAGCAAAUCUAGAAGGAGGGCUGGUGGGGUGCCUUGCCCUACUCAAGCACAUUAUUCCAUAUUUGUGUGAUGCUACACUGAUGGAUCAGCUGCAGGAUGUGAUGCUGAAAACAAUCCUACAUCCAGCAAUCCGCCUGGUGUCUACAACACGGUUUGUGUUCCCAUCAGGCUGCAUUGCCCGUAAAGCUGUCACAGCCAAGUUUGUGGAUGCUCUGUAUGUUCUGGCCCUCCGCAUUGGCUGUGAGAUGACUAGGCGCCAUUUGGCUGUUCCUUCACUACAGAGAUUCUUCCUUACAUUUGAUAAAGCAUUUGGCAUAUCACACAACCAACAUGUUGAAGAUGUUAAUGUUAUUGCUGGCAAGGAAAGUGAAGGCAGGAAGGACAGUCCCCUAAGAUCUUUGGAAGAGAGUAAUUAUGUAGAGAUUCGACGAGAUGGCACCACUGCUGAAUGGGCUGUGAAAGGAAUGCCAGUGCAGAUUUCACAUGUGAGAGUACGUGAAAGUGACUGUGCAGACUCAUUUUCCCCUCCACCCUUGAUUGGUUCAGAAGGAGAAAACCCUCAUGACCAAAUAAAAAACAAGGCUGUUGAAGAAUUGAAGCAAGUGUUCACAGCAGAGCUGGCGCAUAUGACAUACCUACCAUUCUUCAGGUUCCUUGGUGAAAGCGUUAUGGAUGCUUCACUCAAGAAUCAUGAUUUUGUGCGGGACUUGUGCUAUAAAUAUGAGCAAGAGAUGCAGUCGUUACACCCUAGAGGGGGCCCUAUUAAUGUAUUGUACCUCUCUGACUAUCUUAGCCCUGGAGAGCAGGGAGACCCUGACAUGGCUACAGGCUCUGGUAGUUUUGGUAGUAAUGUUGCAGUUGUUGGUAACAGAAUUGACUUGCAGAGAACAGAGAUAUCUUCAUUACAGUUUCUCCCUUCUGGUAGUCCCAAUGUUCAAGCACCACAUGGAGAUGUAAUGGCUCUCAUCAGCAGAAAAAUGGAAAAUACUAAUAGGCAUCUUCAUGGGAACUGGCUUGCUUAUUGGGAACAUGAGAUUGGACGUGCUGAGAAGGACACACGUUUCAAUUUCAAACAGAUCAAGCUGCAGACAUUCUCAGGCCAUACAAAUAGUGUGCGGGCUGUUCUUGCUCUUGACAAUGAAAACAGUUUCAUGAGUGGAAGUCGUGAUAAGACAGUCAAACUCUGGUCUUUGCGUAGUCAGGGUGAUGGAAGUUCUGUGACACAGUGCCAGUGGACCUACUCAGGUCAUCGUAAAACAGUACUUGCCAUCACAUUCCUGGAGUCGUUGCGUCUGGCUGCAUCCUGUGACUCUGUGGUGCACCUGUGGGAUCCAUUUAUGGGCUGUGUGGUGGCACAGUUGGACUCUGCUCGCAACCCACCCAUCACUGUCCUGCGGGCCAUGCCACCUCCCAGCACGUCACUCAUGGCUGCAACCAAUGAUGCUACCCUCCGGCUCUUGGAUGCCCGCGCAUGCUCAUUUGUCAAUGAGCUUAAGGUUUCACUGAGCCCAGCUGGGCUAAUACGUUGCAUAGCAGUGGGUCCCAGUGGACUCUGGGUGGCUGUGGGACAGUCGUCUGGCUAUCUCACAAUCCUAGACAUACGUACAGGGAUGGUAGUGGCGUCAUGGAAAGGGCACGAGGGAGAGGUAUUGCAGCUGGUGGCGGCAAGUGAUAAUACUCUGGUGAGCUCGUCCUUAGAUCAGACUGUGUCUGCUUGGGCAGCUGCUGACGGAAAACUCAGUUUCCACAUGAAGGGCCCAACAGAGCCUGUACACUGCAUGUCUGGGUAUGGCUCUGAGUUGAUAUCAGGGACAACUGCCAAUCGGAUAGGUGUCCACACAGCUGUAGAUGCUCAUGCUUCUUUUUCAUCUACACGUUUACGCUCAGAUACCUUCAAGGGGGUUUUGACAGCAAUGGCGGUUCUUCCCCUGAACCGACUGCUGCUUCUGGGUGCUGACACUGGCAACAUAAGCCUGCUCUGCUGAUCCCCCAACCUACUUUCUUGUAAGAUUAUGUUCACCAGAUACAGUAUUAGGCAAGACACAUACUUAAUUUUCUUGAUAUAAACAUGUGGAAUGCUUCCAGUUUACUAUCAUAUGAAUGCUGCAUGUAACAUUGCAGAACUUCCACAGAAUAAAUUAAAAUAUUACAAGAUUAUAAUGUAUGUACAGAUUGAAGAUAACAUUGUCUCUCUCUAAGAUCAUAUACAAUGAAUAUAAUGAAAGAAUUAUUUUUAUCAACGACAGUUUUUAAUCUUAUAUAUUUUCUCGCUACUGUCCUAUUUUGAUACAAGUGCAGAUAUCUUUUACUUUAUAUAUAUCAUUUUUGCAACAUAUUAAACUUACCACUUACAUUAAAGUAUACAAUAGGGUCUAAUAAUCGCCAUAAUUAUGUGGAAUGUUCUACUUUUUUACUUAGUCCUAUGGAGGAUCCCUGUAACAGGCCGUGGAGGCCCAUAGGAUUGUGACAUAGAGGUUCACACAUUUUCUAGACAGUUAGCUCAC